Messenger RNA from Fibroporia radiculosa, 279 nucleotides. RefSeq lists its product as uncharacterized. The record is from RefSeq and is a predicted model, not a curated record. Bases 1 to 279 code for a protein of 92 amino acids. NCBI's taxonomy places the organism in Eukaryota, Fungi, Basidiomycota, Agaricomycetes, Polyporales, Fibroporiaceae. The transcript has 2 exons.
AUGACCAUCGACCUCAUAUUUGGUACAGAAGCAAAAGCGGUGGGGCAUGGCACCAGAAGGAGGAGUGAUAAUGGAGAACUCAUGGCAUUCAAGCCAUUCCUCCAGAUUGGCUGCUUUGAGGCAUGCCCGCGUAGCACAUGGGCGUGCCUAGAGUCAUACUCAACAUUCGAAGCGCUCAAAGCUUCCGCCUUUGGGGAUGACUGCAAUACCUCGACACAAACACACCUUCAAGCAAAGCCCGCCCUUCGACAUUUGCGAAGUUUUGCGAUCUCACGAUGA